Molecule: messenger RNA, 2103 nt
Organism: Sorex araneus (European shrew)
Lineage: Eukaryota; Metazoa; Chordata; Mammalia; Eulipotyphla; Soricidae
Gene: NMT1
Product: N-myristoyltransferase 1
Exons: 13
Coding region: 178-1770 (530 amino acids)
Biological process (GO): N-terminal peptidyl-glycine N-myristoylation
Cellular component (GO): cytoplasm
Molecular function (GO): glycylpeptide N-tetradecanoyltransferase activity
Source: RefSeq, a predicted model, not a curated record
AGCGGUGUGCGGGGCUGCCCCGUACCGGGAGGGUCCGCGUGGCCGGAAGCGGCGCGCGGACACCGGUACCAGAAGGCCCCAGAGCUGACCGGGUUGGCCGGAGCAGCCGGCCCCGGAGGCUCGGUGCUCCGCACGCCGCAACCCACUGACACCCACGAGGCCCUGAAGCACCAGGAGAUGCCCAAGGUUCCGAGUGCGGUGGGCGACGAGGAGCGAACCCGACCUCCUGCAGGAAACCCCCAUGUAGCGAGGCGCGGAGGCCGGCGCUCGCAACUCAAGAUGGCGGACGAGAGUGAGACAGCAGUGAAGCCGCCGGCACCUUCGCUGCCGCAGAUGAUGGAAGGGAACGGAAACGGCCACGAGCACUGCAGCGAUUGCGAGAACGAGGAGGACAACAGCUACAACCGGGGUGGUUUGAGUCCAGCCAAUGACACUGGAGCCAAAAAGAAGAAAAAGAAACAGAAGAAGAAGAAAGAGAAAGGCAGUGAGACGGAUUCGGCCCAGGACCAGCCUGUGAAGAUGAACUCUUUGCCCGCCGAGAGGAUCCAGGAGAUACAGAAGGCCAUUGAAUUGUUCUCAGUGGGGCAGGGACCCGCCAAAACCAUGGAGGAGGCCAGCAAGCGAAGCUACCAGUUCUGGGAUACGCAACCUGUCCCCAAAUUAGGGGAGGUGGUGAACACGCACGGGCCGGUGGAGCCCGACAGAGACAACAUCCGCCAGGAGCCCUACACCCUGCCCCAGGGCUUCACCUGGGACGCCCUGGACCUGGGCGACCGAGGCGUGCUGAAAGAACUUUACACCCUCCUGAACGAGAACUAUGUGGAAGACGAUGACAACAUGUUCCGAUUUGACUAUUCCCCCGAAUUUCUUUUGUGGGCGCUCCGGCCGCCUGGCUGGCUCCCCCAGUGGCACUGCGGGGUUCGGGUGGUCUCAAGUCGGAAGCUGGUUGGGUUCAUCAGCGCCAUCCCUGCCAACAUCCACAUCUACGACACGGAGAAGAAGAUGGUGGAGAUCAACUUCCUGUGCGUCCACAAGAAGCUGCGCUCCAAGCGGGUGGCGCCUGUCCUGAUCCGUGAGAUAACUCGGCGGGUCCACCUGGAAGGCAUCUUCCAGGCUGUGUACACUGCCGGGGUAGUGUUGCCAAAGCCUGUUGGCACCUGCAGGUACUGGCAUCGGUCCCUGAACCCCCGCAAGCUGAUUGAGGUGAAGUUCUCCCACCUGAGCAGAAACAUGACCAUGCAACGCACCAUGAAGCUCUACCGAUUGCCAGAGACGCCCAAGACAACUGGGCUGCGACCAAUGGAGAAGAAAGACAUUCCCGCCGUGCACCAGCUCCUGGCGCGGUACCUGCGACAGUUCCACCUCGCGCCCGUCAUGAGCCAGGAGGAGGUGGAGCACUGGUUCUACCCUCAGGAGAACAUCAUCGACACCUUCGUGGUGGAGAGCGCUGGCGGCGAGGUGACCGACUUCCUGAGUUUCUAUACACUCCCCUCCACCAUCAUGAACCACCCCACCCACAGGAGUCUGAAAGCUGCUUAUUCCUUCUACAACGUCCACACCCAGACGCCCCUCCUCGACCUCAUGAGCGACGCCCUGGUGCUCGCCAAGUUGAAAGGGUUUGACGUGUUCAAUGCACUGGAUCUCAUGGAGAACAAAACCUUCCUGGAGAAGCUCAAGUUCGGCAUCGGGGACGGCAACCUGCAGUAUUACCUUUACAAUUGGAAGUGCCCCAGCAUGGGGGCGGAGAAGGUCGGCCUGGUGUUACAGUAACCAGCCGCCCGUGAGAUUCUGGACAAAGCCACUGAGAACUCAAACCAGGAAAUGGAACCCACCACUUGUUGGUCCAAUUUUCACAGACGUGAGAAUCCCUGGCAAAGGGAGCAGAACGGAACCGGCUUUACCAAACCGCCGCUGAAUUGCCAGUGGCAUUGCAGUGGCACGGGCCGCGUGCUGUCACCGCUGGCCGGGUCUCUGGUCUCCCUGUUUUCCAAUUAAUCACAUCCUUCUGCAGGCAUGAUCAAGGGAAUGUAACUGCUGAAAACUGGCCCGCGAUUGGCAUAUUAUGGAGUUAACGGGUGAAUAAUAAAAAGUAUAUAUAUUAUA